This is a messenger RNA of Racocetra persica, 537 nucleotides long. The record is from the annotation of a GenBank genome assembly. NCBI's taxonomy places the organism in Eukaryota, Fungi, Glomeromycota, Glomeromycetes, Diversisporales, Gigasporaceae.
CACCAAGUAAGGAUAAUAAGGAUGUAUAUAUGUCUCAUAAACAAAAAUAUGGUAUUCAUUUACAAGGAGUUGUAGAUCAUCAAGGUUUUUUUAUUUCAUAUGAAAUUGGAUGGCCUGCAUCAGUUCAUGAUGCAAAAGUUUUUUCAAAUUCAGAUAUUUUUAAAAAUUAUAAAAAUUAUUUUAAGGAUGAAGAUUAUUUAAUAGCUGAUUCAACUUACCCUUUAUUUCCAUGGACAAGAGUUAUUGUAGAACAAGCUUUUGGUCAUUUAAAAGCUCAAUUUUCUUUUUUAAAAGAAAUGAGAAUUAGAGAUACAAAAAAAGCAACUGAUAUUAUUGAUAUAACUUUAAUUUUACAUAAUUUUAUUGAAAAACAUAAUGAUAUUUGGGAAAAUAAUAAUUUAAAUAAUGAUGAAAUAGAAUUAGAACCAAAUGAAGAUAAUGAAUUAAUUGAACAAGUAGUAGAAGAUAAUAAAACAAAUAGAACAGAAAGAGAAUUUGCUAAAAUUAAACAACAAAAUUUAUUAGAAAUUAUUUUAA